UAUCCCUCCUGCGCUGUUACUUCCUGCUACAAAGGGACGGGUAUCCUAUCUGGAAUGAGAAUUAAUUGGCCUGAGGCACUACAAUAGCAGCUCCGGGGAAGCAUGACUUUCUGCAGCGCAUGAGUAUUACAACACUAAAUAAAUGUUAAGGAACGAUGUACGAAGAUCAAGCUUGAUGGCUUUUCAAUCUCUCGUUUUCUCCACGUUCAAGGAAGUGCCCAAAGGCAAUCACCAAAACUUGAAUUAAGGGACCGAAAAUGAGGCAUUGAAGUGCUUGAAGUGCUGGUACCGUGCGCCCCGUUUCCAGGAACGUGGCAUGAACUCAGCAGGGUGCUCCGGACCCUCCUUGCCAAGGGGAUGGAGAAUGAACGUCCCCUGAGGCGUCCCUGAGGCUGCCUCGCCCUUUGCCACCUGGAGUCAGUCCCGGGGGUCAGUUUUUAUCAGCCACGUUGGCGCCUUCACCAGAGUUGCAGACCGAAAGAGAUGGAAGAAAAGGAACGAUGUGAUUUAUUCCACUUUGACCUGUCCCGCUAGGGAAGUAUGGUCGUCACGUGUGAAGCGGGAAAACCAUCGAGAAAAAACGUGUCUCUGGAGGGAGGCGGGCGGGGAGGAGAGGGAAAAAUGCCCCCGCGUUUUUUAUGACCUUUUCGAUGUCCGGCACUUUGGCAGCAGAGACGGUGGCAAAAUAAAACGGAAGCACAAAAGUUAUUCUGUGUCGGGACAAUAGGGAAGGGGGAUUCGUUCUGUCGUCUUCAUUUCCAACCUCUCCGGUGACAAAGCGUACACCAUGGACCCCUUGGAGUAAGGUGAACCACGCUCAUCCCGUAAGACUGAAAACAUUGCCUGCUUCCUCCAGAGGAAGGGGGAGGGCAUUUCAGACAUCCGUCUCUGGAAGAAACACCAUGAGUUGUGUGCCAUGGAAAGGCGACAAGACCAAGUCGGAAUCCUUGGAGCUGCCCCAGCCAGCGGUACCCCGGAUCUACCAUGAGAAGCAGCGCCGAGAGUUGUGUGCCCUCCACGCACUGAACAACGUCUUCCAGGACGGCAGCGCCUUUACCCGGGAAACACUGCAAGAGAUUUUCCAGAGGCUGUCUCCGAGCACCAUGGUGACCCCCCACAAGAAGAGCAUGCUGGGGAACGGGAACUAUGACGUGAACGUCAUCAUGGCGGCACUUCAGACCAAAGGCUAUGAGGCGGUCUGGUGGGACAAACGCAGGGAUGUCAACGUCAUCGCCCUCUCGAACGUCACGGGCUUCAUCAUGAACCUGCCGUCCAGCCUGUGCUGGGGCCCGCUGAAGCUCCCCCUCAAAAGGCAGCACUGGAUCUGCGUCCGCGAGGUGGGAGGCGCUUACUACAACCUCGACUCUAAACUCAAGCUUCCUGAGUGGAUCGGAGGCGAGACCGAGCUCAGGAAAUUUUUGAAUCACCAGCUGCGAGGAAAGAACUGUGAACUGCUGCUGGUGGUGCCGGAAGAGGUGGAGGCCCAGCAGAGCUGGAGGGCUGACGUGUGAGCCAGCUCCGCCUUUGCUCCCCUCCCUCCCUCCCUCCCUCCCACUUCAGCCCCUCUCCCCCGGGCCCGGGCUCACCUGCCUCUUCGCAGUGGGGGUUCUCGCCCUUCCCAGCUCGUUCAGCCGCGAGGAGGACCCCGAGGGCCCGCUUCCCGCCUCCGGUCGGCUCUCCUUGGAAGGCUCCGCGCUCCUAGGUCGAGCGAGCAGCCGAGGGAGCAGAACCCUCCGCCGAUUUCUAAGAGGGGCUGAGACGGGGAAAGGGUGAUCCCGGCAGAGACGUCCUCCCCCCCGCCCCCGGCCCCCUCUGUGAAGGCCUCACGUCGGACUGGACACGACCUCCCCUGGAAUUCACCACCGCCGCCCCACCCCGCCACAGCCUGGGGUCCGCCCAGAGAUGCUGCCUCCACUUUCCCUUCCCUGUUAAAGCGGUGGGUCUGAAGACGUUCGCCGAGCCCAGGCCACCGGCCGGAAAGGGCCCGGAGUCCAAGGGUCUCUCCUCAGGAAUCCAUCUCUGAUGAAACCGUAGCAACGAUACAGCUCGCUGACUCAGAGCCGCCCCCCGCCACCGAUAGCAUUGAUCUGUGCAGAGAUUUGACGAGGGGGGUGACAGACAGUCCAUCACAAGAAAAAGAACAAUCUUGAAGGAGGUUUGAUAUAACUCUGUUAAAAAAAAAAAAAUCAAACGGCACUAAUCGGAUCCGCAGAGCUCAGGAGCGAUGGGGCGGAAGGGUGAAUAUUCAAAGCCAAGCUUCACCCGACCCUCCGGUGGCUCAGUGUCAGUAGUUCCUCGCCCCAGCCUUCGUCCCCCACCCUCGGCCCCCCCACCCCCCUCUAUAUCACUACAUUGCUUCGGAAGCUCCUAGGGGAGAAAGGAACCACCGAACUUGUCUCUUGGAGAAACACAUCCCUGAAGGGCGUCGGGCACAUCCGCCCUUCAAAAACCAACCGAUCGAGAACGGUUUUUGUAAGUGUCAGAAAGUACAGCUCCAGGAGUGGCUGGACUAGAGGAUGAACGGGGAGGGUCUGAGGCACUACAGAGAGCAGGCCUCCCCCCCCCCCGCCCUCCCCCGCGCUGUGGGAAGAGGACGUGUGUGUCACUGGGGCAGAGUUUAAUGACGAGUCUCCCGGGUGAAUCAGCUGUGGAUCGGCUUCCGCCCGGCUCCGGCCGACGGUCGUCGGGCCCGGCUCCCGUAAAUCGGGGCAGGCGAGGAGGGCAAGGACCGAUCAUUUGGUCCGUCGCCCCCCCAAGCGCAAUCGCGGCUGCCCCGGGCGAGGAAGGCGGUAGGAACCCGGGCCUCUCCGGCCGGCCCUUAAAAUCCAGGAGCGCUGGCGGGCGGACGGACGCGUGAACCUUGGGCCAGCCUCUCUCCGGCAACCUUGCCCACCCGGAGCCCGAGCCGGCUGGCGGGACGGAGCCGGCGAUGGCGGCGGCGGCCCUCCCCGCCCCGCGACCGGAGCGCAUGUUUACACACCAGCACUCUCUGCACAUGUAUCUUCAAGCCAACAAGGCCUCUUGACGCGGAGGAAGGGGAGUAGGGGGGAAGACCGGAAUGGCCGGAGCCCCCCAGCGCCCCCGCCUCCCGACCGGCGGCCGCAACGUCUCUCACGCGGUCCUCCGCGCGCCGGACCCGCUGCUUGCGCCACAGGACCGCCUCCCUCCCCGCCCCGGCCCCACCCUGCACGCUAACAUUCCAAGCCACCAUCACCAGCCGGAGGGCACGGCCACCCUCGGUGACCUCACGGACGGAGCCGCGGGACCCCCAGUUCCGUCCACGAGAGCAAGCCAUCUCUCCCGGGCCGGAGCCCGCCGGGGCCCCGACCACGGAGCCCGUGAGCCAGUGGAAUAUGCAAAGACACUCUACAAACCUUUCAGGGCUGGUUCCUCCGUUCACAUCCAACUCUGGUGCUCAGGGACAGGGAGUCGGGGACGGGGCUGACGCCCGAGGGCAGGGAGCCUCGGUCCCCCGAGAGGAAGGGAGACCGCCCGGCCCUGCCUCCCGCCAGCGGCCUAAAGCCAACCGCUUAUCCCUUCGUACUUUUCUCGCUUUGCCCCCGCCUUCCGUUGGCCUCGUGCUGGGUCUGUUUACAAAAAAGAUGUAUUUUGUUUAACCAAAUAUUAAACCCGGACUCUCCGUCUAUGUCCCGUUACUCAUCUGUCCACCUGAGUUCUGUAAGUAUGUAAAGGAAAAAAAAUAAAUAAACCUCUUUUUCUUUAGUACAA
Messenger RNA from Ornithorhynchus anatinus (platypus), 3729 nucleotides. It is a transcript of the gene JOSD1, whose product is annotated as Josephin domain containing 1. Gene Ontology annotation, molecular function: cysteine-type deubiquitinase activity. Gene Ontology annotation, biological process: protein deubiquitination. The record is from RefSeq and is a predicted model, not a curated record. The transcript has 5 exons. NCBI's taxonomy places the organism in Eukaryota, Metazoa, Chordata, Mammalia, Monotremata, Ornithorhynchidae. Bases 903 to 1511 code for a protein of 202 amino acids.